AUGGCACAAACUCCCUUCAACGAAGUCCGCCAGCCUCUCUCAUCCGGCAUCGGCUGGGAAUGGGGCGUCACGUCCAAUUUCGUGAAGAUUCCUCAACCUCUCAUGGGUUUUUACUGGAACCUACCCGCGGACGCGCCAUGCGUCUUCUCCAAGAAGAGGGCAAAGCGUUGUUUGGGCCGCGGCACUGCCCAUCCCCGUCGCAAGAUUGCCUGGGACGAUGGGCAAGUCCGUCGAUACGCCGUUGCCCUCCGGGCCCAACAUGGGUCUAAGACGCAGGAAGUCGUGCGACCCGAGACCUGGGAGGACAUGUAUCAGUAUUUCGACACCAUCGAACUCUGGCACCGUGGCGCAUGGAACCUCUGGCGCGUCCUUCAACUCAUUUGCGACGAGAAUGAGGCCGCGAUUGCAAAGGACCGCUUGGAUGUCGCAGUUUUUAACGAAGUUGAUGACUGGGCCUACGAUUGGUGCACCCACUACGAAAAUCGGAGAAGGUUGUCCAUGUGGGAUCCGAGUUUCGAUAUCCUGCAGGUCUUGACCCAGGCCGAUCACGAGAAGAUCCACGGCUGCAGCCAAGAAGCAUUGAACGUCCUCCGCGGUGCUCUCAAGCACUGGUACCGCGUCUACCAGUUGCCGCCGCCGGCUCAGGAUACCCAGGCAAGCCGAGCCGUGAGAUUAGGUUAUGAAGACAUGGCCGAGGGCCGCCCGUCGCGCCCGAGAGCUCGAGAUGAUAAUGACAUCUCGCUCUCCGGUGAGGCCGCAGCCGCUCUCGCGCACAGCCGUCCGAGGCGUCGCUCGAACUCAUUGCCACCGCCUGCCAUCGAGACGUCCACAGCAGACACCUCGGAUUUUGUCUAUAGCGCGAACUCCACAGUGGUGAUCGCGAAUGGAACGAUUCCAGUGAAGACGCAACGGCCGCCACAUGGUCUUGGCUCCGCUGCAGGUGCCACAGACGAGCCUUCGAGGAAGAGUCACCACGUUUCCAAGUCCGGCCCGGUCCGUGCAGGUCCCGCAGGCAUUUCCGCGGCCUCGCGUGGCAUUGGGGUCGAGAACUCAGGUCCCUCGCGGCUGCCGAGCCGCUCCCAGCAGCCUAUAGUGCCGGCCACGGGUGCUGCUGGACACCAAACGAUUGUGCGCGGCAAAGUUUCCGGAGACGAGAGUCAGCAGCGCAGUGCGACUCACAACACCUUCAACCACCAUUCCCCGACCGGCUCCCCAGUCGCCCGCAAUGUCACUCGUGCCCUGAUCGGAUCACGCCCUGACCUCUGCCGGAACUCGAAUGUUCCCCUUGAUUUUAUGGCCUCCUUCUCGGCCUGCCCAUGUCCGCGCUGCAGCCGGAUGUCCCGCAGCGUCCAUGUCUAUGCCAUCCCCCGAGAGGAAGGCGUUGACACGAGUCAAAUUGCUGAAAGUCUGGUCCAAUACUUCAGUCAAUGGGGCCAUGUCGAAGGUUGCAAUCUGAAGCACACCAACGCUCGCACCCGAUAUGCCUACGUCACCUACACCAGUGACGAUAGCGCGAAUUGGGGCGCUCUCUAUAAGCACUAUCAUCAGGGUAAUCCUCCAUUUACUCCCCGAGUCUUAGCUUCCAGUGAGACGUCUGUGCAGACCAAGCCGCCGUCUGAAGAGGCGGCCUUUGAUGAUCAACCGUCGCCUACCCAGAGCGCUGCCUCUCGAGGAAACAGCACCACUGGGAGCAUGAGCAUCCGGGUCCGUCUGCCAGGCACUAGAACCCCGGAGCCAGCCGAGCCUGUGGUGACUAUCCCCAACCAUACCAGAGUCAAGAUGGGAAGUCCUGUCUGGCGCAUUACUUUUAGAGACAUAGUGCCCCCAAGGACUGCAUCACCUGUCCGAACCUCUGAGCGAGCUGAGCCCGCUGUCUCAGCGCCCCAACAUGAGACAAACGGACACCAAGCCGCUCAUAACCUCUUGAUGGCUGCCCAGGCCUUUGAAACCGAUCGUCAUGGCCGUCUUGAACAUGCUCCAUCCCAGCAGUUCACGAACGGAUCCUAUGGCUUCAACCAAGUCUCCGGUACAGCCGCCAAUGGGGAGUUUAAUCCCUCUGGAGCCGGGUUUGAGUGGCAGUUGCCCCAAUCAUGGGUCCUCCGAAACCCGGGAGAUGUCCGGCUCGAUGCAGACUACAAUGGCACUGUGAUUCGUCGCCGGGGGUUUGGACAGAAUCGACAGCUCCCUUGGAUCGAAGACAAUGGCUCUUCCGGGUCAUGGGAUAGAGCUCAAGCGUCCUACACAAACAUUCCAUCGCAGCAGGUGGAACACAGGCCAUUCUGGCAGCCACCGAACGAGGUGCUUCAGCCAUUUAACAAUCCGUCCCAUCCCCCAUCGCAUGAGCAGCACACGCCGUUCCCCGAUAACUCCAUCCAGCAGCCUCCCUUCUCGAUACAGGGGGCUCAAUCGGAUUCCUUGCAGCAACUAGACCAUCCGGGUCCAUCGAGGCCACAGGGCAAGAAAAAGAAGAAGAACAAGAACAAGAACCGGUCUGCUGUCGGCUCGCAGACUCAAUUUCGCCCCUCGACACCCCUGCCCGAUGCUGCGACGGGCAAUGGCACGCAGCAGACAGCUGGGCAAGCCAUGCCACCCCCAUCCGGCCUCGCAAACGGCGCCACCGAGACCCAAAAAGGACAACUCGUAAUUCGACCUUCCACUCCCGUUUCCACCGAGAAACAAGACAUGAGGGUGCCAUGGGAUGAUAUCUACAACGCCACCCCGAGAAAGGACAAAGGCAAGGGCAAAGUCCUUGACGCUCCUUCCCAAGAGGAGGCCGCGAACGGUCAAGCAAGCGUCCCUCACAGCAACAACAUUCAGAAUGGAGCUGGAUCCUCAACCAUGGCGCUCUUUAGAAGCGUAAUCAGCCAGGACGAUUCGGAGCAAGAAAACGGCACCACAGUUGACGCUUCCAAUGCUGCGCCCAACAAGAAAGACAAGGGGAAAGGCAAGGCCUCGGGCGGCGGCAAACCCGCUGAUUCGGGUUCCGGACACGGCCAGGCUUACACAUCCUCGCGUGGCGGUGACAAGGAUGAUAACACUGACACCGAGAAAGGGGUCAUGGCCGAACAGGCGGAGAAGCCCAACGAGGGUUGUGACGAGGGCGACGGGGACAGCAAGGUUGGAAAGGUUGAAAUGUUUGUCAACGGCGCCAAGAGGGGUAAGGGCGCUCCAAAGGCAAUCGAGGGCGAGAAAACGGGUGGCGGCGUCAAUGGUGUCGACCGGGGCGUGAAGCCCGAGGGCAGCAAGUUCAGCGUCGAGCGCAACGGCGGCUCGUUGCACAUCUCCAGGCAGCGCGUGGUGAGGAGCAAGGGGCAGAGGAUGGACGUGAGGGACUUGUUCAAGGACCACGAGUAG
This is a messenger RNA of Parathielavia appendiculata, 3354 nucleotides long. RefSeq lists its product as uncharacterized. Bases 1 to 3354 code for a protein of 1117 amino acids. Lineage: Eukaryota; Fungi; Ascomycota; Sordariomycetes; Sordariales; Chaetomiaceae. The record is from RefSeq and is a predicted model, not a curated record. The transcript has 4 exons. Gene Ontology annotation, molecular function: RNA binding.